CGUAAAAAUCGAGACACAUAAUGCGCGUGAUAAAAUUCAUCGGGUAGUCCCUCGAGCCCCUUCGGGUCUUACGUAAAGUUAACGACCAAACAAUAAACAACCGUAUCGCCGACGGCACGUGCGCGUUAAAUACGACGCGAUCAGCUGGCUGCGCGGCCCGAAAAUCGGAACUCCUCUGAAACCGGAAGCGCUUAGGACAGUAUUUUAUGACGUCGGUCACACACGUUACGUCGCGUUUUUUUUCACAACUUACAGGAUCCCAUGCUAUUCUAAUAAUAAUAUCGAUGACGCAGUUAGAGUGACGUAUCGCCCUCUCAUUGUUUAUUAUCGCGCUCACCCUUCGAGGAGAUUGCGCGACAGGUCGCUAUGAAUAAUGCAUCCAUUAAAUACCAGCGGACCACGCGAGAGGGUUCAUAAUCGAUGGGACACCCUCCGCAGAAAUCAGUGGCGAUUAAGACAUGGAUGGUGAUAGUCCGCCAUUGGCGUCCACCAAGAAGAGAAACAGUCCUCCGAUCAGCUGGGGCCUCGGCCUCGCCAACAGGGACUGCUUCAAGACGGUCAAAGUGAUUUUACUGGGCCAACCGGGCGUCGGCAAAUCGGCUUUAGCCGUGCGGUUCGCUACGAAACGCUUCAUAGGCGAGUACGACUGCUCGACGGACAGGAUCUACCGAGUCGACAAUCACCUGGGAUCCUCGUGGGAAAUAGCGGAUCCUCCCGGAUACCCGCCAGCCUCCACCGAACCGAAAUUGCGAUGGGCCGACGCGAUAGUUCUCGUUUAUUCGGUAACAGACCGGGUCAGUUUCGACGAGACUUCUCGUCUGAGAUUUUUGGUAUCGCACGCGAGAAGAGGCAGAAAGGUGCCACCGGUCGUGUUACUUGUGGGAAACAAGGCCGAUCUCUCCUGUUCUCCGGGUGAACGCAUGGUGUCCGCUCUAGAAGGCCAGAAAAGGGCAAAAGAAAUCGAGGCUCACGCUUUCCAUGAGAUUUCCGUAAGGGAAUCGGUGGAUCAGGUCACGGCCGUAUUCAUGAACAUACUAAGAUUGCUGACCGAAUUGCACAGCAGUCCAGGACAGCAGACAUCUUUCAGACUGAGAGCUUGUACAGAUGGGACCUUAAAUAGUCUUCGCCGACCGUCACCUCCUCCAUCAAGAAGAUUUAGUAUUUCCGCUCGUGGGAAUUUAUUGUAAUUCCUAGAUUUGUCUUGAGACUAAAAUAAUUUUAUUCCACUAGACAUCGAGAGAGAACACUAUAUAAAAA
Molecule: messenger RNA, 1257 nt
Organism: Pogonomyrmex barbatus (red harvester ant)
Lineage: Eukaryota; Metazoa; Arthropoda; Insecta; Hymenoptera; Formicidae
Product: ras-related and estrogen-regulated growth inhibitor
Molecular function (GO): GTPase activity; GTP binding
Source: RefSeq, a predicted model, not a curated record